Molecule: messenger RNA, 2145 nt
Organism: Bipolaris zeicola 26-R-13
Lineage: Eukaryota; Fungi; Ascomycota; Dothideomycetes; Pleosporales; Pleosporaceae
Exons: 2
Coding region: 1-2145 (714 amino acids)
Biological process (GO): mRNA processing
Cellular component (GO): nucleus
Molecular function (GO): RNA binding
Source: RefSeq, a predicted model, not a curated record
AUGACAUACAAACGCACGCGUGCUCCUUCCCCGUCAGAUACCCAGAAGCGCUCUCGCAGAGGGCCUUCCAAGUACGUCUUUCUGGGCACAGAGCUACCAGAAGAAGAAGCAGACGAUGGCGCUUUCGUACCAGUAUGGAAACAAACCGUGACCGACGAGCGCGGCAGACGCAGGCUACACGGUGCUUUCACCGGAGGCUUCAGUGCAGGAUACUUUAACACAGUUGGCUCUAAAGAAGGAUGGACUCCAAAGACAUUUGUGUCUUCCCGCGCCAAUCGCCACAAAGACCAGUCCGCUGGUCAAGCACAACGCCCCGAGGAUUUCAUGGACGAGGAGGAUCUCGCAGCUGCAGCCGAAUCGCGCCAGUUGGAGACGGCGAACACGUUCGCUGGUAUCGGCGAAUCGGGACAACACAACGAUGAUGGAUUGUUCGGCCUGUUCAUGACCCAGGAAGAGACUAUGGGUGUCAAGCUUGCCCAGAAAAUGGGCUGGCGACGCGAUCAGGGCAUCGGUCGAAAAGUGCGCCGGAACGCAAACCUGGAAGAUGGUGCAGCCGGUGCUCAUCAAGACUCUGUACAUUUAUUCGCGCCGCCAGAUGCGCGCAUCAUGAAUAUGCCAAAAGAGGAGGUGCGCCGCAAAGGCUUGGGCUACAUUUCGGAGGCACAGCUGAGAGUCGUGGGCGAACAAGCCGAAGAUCCAUCUUCAAAGUUCAGCCUGCACUAUCUCCCAGGCCCCAAAAAAGUGCCCGCUGUUAAAAAGCCCGCAGCCAACAAGUCCUCCUUCGGCGUGGGUGUCCUCAACGACACUGGCUCCGAUGACGAGGAUCCGUACGAAUUGGGCCCUAAGAUUACCUUCAACAAGACCAUCGGCAAAGAAAAGAAAGGGAAAAAGCCGAGCAAAUUUGCCAAACCAGGGGCUGGUGAGAAGCACGUCUUUGUUUCCAAAAAGAAUCCAUCGCAAGCUUUGGCUUUAAUAAGUCGACCUUCUAUAGACGGAAAGUCUCCGCUCAGGGGGUUCGUAUUCGCAACGGGUUUUACCGAUGUUGCACGCAAGCCAAAAUACCCACCCCCAAAGAUACCUCCGGGCUGGAAGUCUUCUAAGAGUGCGACGUCAACGGCAGAAUCAAAGGAAUACCAGUCUGUUGCAGAUGCAGCGAAAGCGUCGACUCUCAAUACAAAGGAUCGCUCAGCUUUGCUUGGCGAGAAACCUCUGCCCGGCAAGUCAAUAUUUGAUUUCAUACCCAAGGAUGCUCGGGAUCGCCUUGCUGCCCUGUCUGGCAAAGCCGAUCUUCCCCAGGGUCUUGGAGAGUCUGCUCCAGAGGGGCACUUGCCUGCAAACAAAGCGGAGACAAAGAACUUGUGGAACCUUGUACCUCCUCUUGAGAAGAGUCUCGCUGCUGGUGCUCUUGCAAAGGGUGCGACUGGCUGGAUGCCUUAUGCAGAAGACUUGGACAAGCGCGCACGAUAUGUCGGCUUCCUGGAGCUGCGAGCUGGACUGAAAAACGAUUUACCAGACCGCCCCGAUGGAGUUUCAGUCUCAGAUUGGGUCAAGGAGUUGCAAGAGUUUGCUCAUGCAGCACAGGUUUUUAAACCAACUACUGGCAUCAUGGCAUCACGGUUUACCUCGUCGUCAUCCUCUACAAUAGGAGGAAGUGAUGGCGGCGGUGCAGCUGGUGACAAUCUUCUAAGGCAGCCUGCAGCAAAGCCAGAGGAUCCUGCUGAAUCAGCUGCAAAACUGGGCAUGUACGGUCCGAUGACGCGAACUGCAUUUCCUUUUCACCCUUCUCGGCUUUUGUGCAAGCGCUUCAACGUCAAGCCUCCGCCAGAUAUGCCACCGGAGUUUGACGAGGGCGAAAGCAGCUUCAAGCCACAUACUGAGGAGGCCGUUUCCAAAGCCACAAUGGAUAGGUUGCAGCAUGAGUUUUUGACGAAUGGUUCUGCUCUUCAGCGCCCAGCUUGGAUGAAUCAGCCGGCCGCAGCUUCUGCUUCACCUGCUGCAGCUGCUGAUGUCUCUGCGGCGACCACUACACAGACAGGGCACGCGACUGUGGAUGUGGAGAAGAACGAUGUACUUUUGAAUAAUAGGGCGUCUGAAGAUGUGUUUAAGGCUAUUUUUGGUGAUGACGACGAUGACGACGACGAAUGA